GCUUUGGGGGUUCUUGCGGAAGGACAACCGGCGGGACAUAGGCGCGGAAACAUGGCGUACUGUUGUAGACGUACUUCAGGUGGCUGAAUCUCAGAUCAAAUAUUUGUCUCCGUUCGUAGGAAACAAGUCUCCGAGGCUUGAUGAAGACCUUCGGUCAAGUUGAGGAUGGGGAUUGGAGGAAUUAAGGAUGUGAUUGAGCCUUUGGCCAUCUUCUUGAUCUUCACGGCUACGGCGCUCAUCAACAGAACACAGACGCGAGAAUUAAGAUCGUGGAGUGUAGGAAGUUCCAACCCCGGGCUCGCAACAACUCCUCUCCUCCCUCGAACCGGCAUGCCCAGACAAAGGACUUCCCGCAUCGAAUACUGGGCAUCCUAUCCCGAUACCUCUCGUUUCCGAACCGGCCUGAUAUCCCGUUUCUUCCUUAAAUUUCCUUUUGUCCUUGAGAUACUGUACUGGGCAUUUACCUACUGGCCCUACCAACUCCUCCGCGCCGCAAGCGCAAAAUACAUCUCCAGCACCCCCGAACGAAAAUCCGCGAUCGAGGAAACCGCAAGGAAAAACGCUGUGCGGAUCAUGAACGCCGAGAAAUGGCUCGGCAUUGCGUUCGAGCACCGCUGCCAGCGGUUUGUGCUGACGAGGUGUAAGACGUGGGUUAUGGAUGCGAUGUGUGCUCUCUAUCUGGCACAUAUCUGCGCCGGGAUAAUGUUCUUGGGAUACGGGUAUACGUAUUUCCCCCGCUCCAAAUACCAGAAAGUCCGUCGGACGAUAGCAAUCGACAACCUUCUUUCAUUUGCCGUCUUAACCGCCUAUCGGUGCAGUCCUCCUCGGUUGAUGCCAGAAUCGUACGGCUUCGUCGAUGUUCUACACCCCGUCGAUGAACGAGGGCCGAAUUUCUGGGCCAGCAAUCCGUUCCAGCUCACGCUUGCCGCUAUGCCGUCCCUGCACUUCGGGACCAGUUUGUUGAUUGGGCUCAGUUUAGUUGUCUGCGGGAAACAUUUGCUUGUGAGGAUCAUUGCGCCUUUGUAUCCGGUGGCAAUGUUUUUCGCGGUGCUAGGAACUGCGAAUCAUUGGGUUUUGGAUUGCGUGGUGGGAGUGCUUGUUGUUGGGGUAGGGUGGGAGGUUAAUUGGGUACUGCUUGGGUUGAGACCAGUUGAGGAGUGGCUGUUUUGGCUGUGUAGAGUGCAGAAACCGGUGGACGAGGCAGAAAUUGGGAAGGUGGAUUCGGAUUGAUGGACGAGGAGGUGAGAGAGGGGGAAAGGCCAAGAGUGGCCCUUUUACCUUACUGGACCUCGAGACAUGAAAUGGUAGAUUCAAUACAGUGAUUUAUUUUCCG
This is a messenger RNA of Hyaloscypha bicolor E, 1333 nucleotides long. RefSeq lists its product as uncharacterized. Lineage: Eukaryota; Fungi; Ascomycota; Leotiomycetes; Helotiales; Hyaloscyphaceae. Gene Ontology annotation, molecular function: inositol phosphoceramide synthase activity. The coding region runs from base 166 to 1230 and encodes 354 amino acids. The record is from RefSeq and is a predicted model, not a curated record. Gene Ontology annotation, biological process: inositol phosphoceramide metabolic process; sphingolipid biosynthetic process. Gene Ontology annotation, cellular component: inositol phosphoceramide synthase complex. The transcript is spliced from 4 exons.